Metarhizium brunneum ARSEF 3297 is the source of this 1230-nucleotide messenger RNA. RefSeq lists its product as uncharacterized. Gene Ontology annotation, molecular function: actin binding. Lineage: Eukaryota; Fungi; Ascomycota; Sordariomycetes; Hypocreales; Clavicipitaceae. The record is from RefSeq and is a predicted model, not a curated record.
AUGCCGGCACCACCUCCUCCACCUCCUCCACCACCACCACCCGGAGGAGCACCUGCGGGACGGCCUCCUGCUUCUGGGAAUAGAAACGCCCUACUAUCAGAUAUCCAGAAAGGAAGGUCCCUAAAGAAGGCUGUUACAAAUGAUCGAUCUGCACCAGAUGUUGGGAAGACAUCAUCUGGUGGUGGUCCUGUGCUUGGAGGAGCGCCAGCAGUUCCUGGUGGGCUUGCACCGCCAGUUCCGGGAAACCGGGCGAGAAGCAAUAGCGAUCAAGGCUCUGGCCAGACAGCGAGCUCGGGAAUGGAGUCGGCAGCGCCACAACUUGGUGGGCUAUUUGCUGCUGGUAUGCCAAAGCUGAAGAAGCGAGGCGGAAUAGACACGGGGGCGAAUUCAGAUGCCUCAUAUCUCUCGGACCCUGGAGAGUCGAGAUCAGCGCCUAAACCUCCUGGUGCUCCAAAACCACCAAGUGGUGCAGCGCCUGCUAUACCGGGACGUGGUCCUCCCAUUCUCCCUCCUAGCGCAGCAGGCCACUUGCGCAAGAUAACGCCCCUAGGAGGAUCAAAACCUCCUCCACCACCGAUUGGUAAAAAGCCGCCGCCUCUGCCGACAUCUCGAAAGCCUUCUUCAAAAGCUAUUCCCCCAGCUGCUCCUGCGCCGACACCACCUCCGCCUCCACCGCCAGCCAGUGCAGCUCCUACUCCAUCUGCUCCUCCGCCCCCUCCCCCUCCAGCAUUAUCUGCUGCGAGUCCAGCAGCACCUCCUCCUCCUCCUCCAGCUUCGGCUCCUCUUCGACCCUCGGGAUCCCCAGCUCCUAGGACCCAAGCACCACACCCGCCUCCUCCGCCUCCUCCUGCCAACUCAGCGCCGAUACCCACCCACUCUCCAAGCUCCGCUCCUCCUCCGCCGCCGCCGAAUGCAGCUCCGUCACCGCCUACAUCGCAGUCACCACCGCCGCCGCCGCUGUCAAGAAACCGGGGCCCUUCUCUUAUACAAUCUAUGCUAGAUCCUAGCUCAUAUACCCUGUCUGCGAAUGGCGGUGGCUCGCCGAGCCCAAGCCGAAAUCCAUCGCAUUCUCCCUCUCCUAGCAUUGGAGGAAGGUUCAUAGUCAACGAUUCAAGGUGGCAAUUCAAGGAUGAGAGCUUGUUGCCCAAGCCCAGAGACUUUCGCGGAGGGCCGAAGAAGUAUAGGGCGGGCAGAGGUAGCAGUGUGCCAUUGGACUUGAAUGCGUUAUAG